AAAAGAGGGGAACACUUCUUUUGACUCUCACUUGAGCCGUGGUUAGUGUUGCACGUGGACGCGUUUGGAAAGAUUUUGUGGAAUUCGGGAGAUUAACAUUUAAACGGCAACCAAACCCCCUGGCAAACAAACGGAGAGUGUGUGUUUGUGUAUUUUUGGGAAAAUCGGGCGUAUGUAAAUCUUAUUUCUUAACACGCGAUCGUCAUCUGGUCCGAAUAUCAUCAAAAAUGAGAGGUAAUUUGGCAAAUUCGAUAAGAAGGAUAUCUUCCACUUCUCUGGCUCAGCAGACCUUUGGAGCGACAUCAUCGAGAAAUACAGCAACAAUCUCUAGGCAGUCGAGAAUACGGCAUUUGUCUAGUUCAAGCGCUGCUCUAAUUUCAAGACCAACUCUACCACGCUUUCAAUCUGAUCAGUAUAAUAGGAUAGAAUCGAAUUCAAAUGCCUCAUCUAGUAAGGAUUCUUUCCCGCCAUCUCUCAUAAAAUCCACUGCUAGGCGGAGAAAUAAUAAAUCAACAAAUGGAAACUCGCAAGUGCAAUCACAGGGGAAGGAGGCAGCCGACAAAUACUCUGCCGCAACACAGACAAAUGGGCCUCCUAUCGAGCAGGGAGUCGCCAGUACGACUGAAGAGUCUUCUACGUCCAAUUCUGUCAAGGCAAACGCUCAAUCUACUCAGUCAACCGCUGCAGAUUCUACCGCAAAACCCUCAAAGACUAUAUCAGAGCGGAUAAAAGGUCUUUGGGAGAAUAUCAAGUAUCUUUUCCGAUUCUACUAUAAUGGAGUAAAACAAAUCUGGAAAGAUCGUGCAUUGGUUCAAGCAAAAAAGAAAGAGAUCGCAGACAGGGUCACAGCCGGAAAAGGAGGUGCACUAUGGUCAGAAAAGGCAAUGAUCGAACUUCAUCAAGCAGAUGUACGCAAAUUACCUUUAUUCUUGGCCAUCUUGAUCAUUUUGGAAGAAGUGCUACCCCUUGUGGUAAUCUACGCACCUUCCCUAUUACCUUCGACAUGUAUCCUGCCUUCUCAAUCACUAAAGAUGCGCGCAGAAGAAGAGCGCAGACGUGGAUUGGCUAUCCAACGCAUGGCAAAAGAGGAGCAAGUGCGCAACUUUGUUGAUCGUUUGGCCAGCACAUCUUGUGAAGAAGGACAAGCAAGUGUCGUUGAGGCAGAAUCUUCUGUGGUUUCAAGCUUGCACAGUCUGGAGAAGGACGUGGUGCGAGAUAUUGCAAACGUUUUCGGUCUUCGAUCUUGGGGACCUUCAUCAUUGGUGAUCUCGAGAAUAGAAAAGCAUUUACGUUUCUUGCAGGAAGAUGAUGAGCUGCUGCAAAAGGCAUACGCUGCAAAAGAUGAAAAGCUGGCAGAUGAGACGCAGAAGAGUGAAUGGACUUCAAUCACCAACUCACCCUGGUUAUGGAGAGCUUGUGGACGUAGAGGAAUCCGUUCAUCACAAGCGGAUGAAUCGACAAUGCAACGUAAUCUAGAAGCUUACUUGCAUUUGAUUUCGAGUAUCAAGAAGGACAUCGCCUCCAGCUCUACAUCGCAACCAUCUCUAAUGCUCGAAUAUGCAUUGGUGCCCUUGGCCUUAUAUGACGGCACGCCACGUUCUUUACGUCGCUUGCAAGGUGUGGCAACAGUAGAGCAAAGCAAAGGCCUAAGAAAGCGUACACAAGAAGUAGUUGAUAGUGUUGUACAGGAAGAGAAGAGGAAGGAAGGCGUUGAGUAAAAGCUGGGUAGACAAGCGCUUCUUUUAGACAUCAUCAUUUUUCACACACAUAGAUAGACACAGAUAAUACUGGAUGUAAAGUAUGCAAUUGCAAUUUCAA
Molecule: messenger RNA, 1818 nt
Organism: Meira miltonrushii
Lineage: Eukaryota; Fungi; Basidiomycota; Exobasidiomycetes; Exobasidiales; Brachybasidiaceae
Exons: 1
Coding region: 228-1718 (496 amino acids)
Biological process (GO): intracellular monoatomic cation homeostasis
Cellular component (GO): mitochondrial inner membrane
Molecular function (GO): ribosome binding
Source: RefSeq, a predicted model, not a curated record